Penicillium atrosanguineum is the source of this 891-nucleotide messenger RNA. RefSeq names its product pyrroline-5-carboxylate reductase. NCBI's taxonomy places the organism in Eukaryota, Fungi, Ascomycota, Eurotiomycetes, Eurotiales, Aspergillaceae. The record is from RefSeq and is a predicted model, not a curated record. Gene Ontology annotation, molecular function: pyrroline-5-carboxylate reductase activity. The transcript is spliced from 2 exons. The coding region runs from base 1 to 891 and encodes 296 amino acids. Gene Ontology annotation, biological process: L-proline biosynthetic process.
AUGGCCCAAGAACGCACCGUCGCAUUCAUCGGAUGCGUCGCAGGAAACAUGGGCGGUGCAAUUCUCCAUGGCAUCCUCGACGCAGCUUUCGCAACUGAAUCUUCACAAUCACGACCUGUUUCUCGCUUUGUCGCGUGCACGAAAAGUGCCGCUUCGGCUGAGCGCUUGGCAUCUUCUUUCGCCACUGACCAGGAACCGUUUGUCCAUGUGACUUCGUCGCAGGAUGUUCCUGUACAGAUUAUGAAAGAUGCAGAUAUUGUUGUCUUGGGAUUCAAACCUUUCAUGGCCGAUGAUGUCCUCGGUACGAAGGGUGUGCGCCAGGCACUGGCUGGGAAAUUGGUGAUCAGUUUGCUGGCGGGGCAGACGCCGCAGAACCUGGCCCGGAUCAUUCGCGAGGGAACUGAUGGGGAGAUUGCAGAGCCAGUGAUUAUGAAGGUGAUUCCCAACAUGGGUGCUCAGUUCCGUCAAUCGAUGACUAUUAUCGAGACUCCAGAGCGGGAAAUACCUGCUUAUAUGACCGAGGUUGUGGAGUGGAUGUUCAAGCAGGUUGGCGCGAUCAAGUAUUUGCCUCAGAAUCAGAUGGAUCUUGGGUCUGUACUGGUUGGUGCGGCGUUGGCUGCUAUGACAGUUCCUAUUGAGGGCAUUCUAGAUGGAUGUGUGGCAGAGGGAUUGAAGAGACCCGAUGCUAUGGAGAUGGUUUUACAUGGCCUGAGGGGAUUAUCUGCUGCUUUGGAAUCCGGUAUUCAUCCCGCUGCUCUGAGAGAGAGUAUCUCGUCGCCUCGUGGGUGUACGAUCCAGGCGCUGUUGACUCUUGAGAAGGCAGGGAGUCGGUCGGAUUAUGCGGAGGCGAUUAUUAACGGUACGCAGCAUUUGAAGAAGGCUGAUAAAUAG